This is a messenger RNA of Andrographis paniculata, 655 nucleotides long. RefSeq lists its product as uncharacterized. NCBI's taxonomy places the organism in Eukaryota, Viridiplantae, Streptophyta, Magnoliopsida, Lamiales, Acanthaceae. Bases 127 to 498 code for a protein of 123 amino acids. The transcript has 5 exons. The record is from RefSeq and is a predicted model, not a curated record.
CACACAAUUUUUCAAUUUGUUUUUCAUGAAUUGAAAACCCAAUUGCUGGCCAACAAAUGCAGCAUCGAGGAUCUUGAAGAGAAGCUCGACAAACUCAACAGGAAACAGCGUGAGUCACAAGAGAAAAUGAGGUAUUAUGAACCAGAUGUUGCAAAUAUCAAUACAGUGCUUGAGGCUGGCGUCUACCAGCAAUUCCUCACUGGCGCCAUUCAACGUAUACAUUUGUUCAAGGCGAAAUUCCUCGGCAACCAACUAGCUCAAAAUCCCGACAAUGUCGAGGGAAACUCUGCCCCCAUAGUCAUCGAGGAUUCGACUUCAGCUUCAAACAACUCCAUUCAUGAAAUCCCCCAAAAUGGAAAUGCUGAUGAUAAUAAUAAUGUUGGGGAAGAUGAAGGCUCUCCAAGCUCAUUACCAGGAGGAGGAGGGCCUCAUCUAUGUCUGAGCUUCUUGGAAUCACAGACCAAAUGGAACACUGACCCCAGUGUCGGUGAUGUCUGAUCUAUCGGCGAAUUUAAUUAAUUUCGAACUUCAUUUAUGUAAUAAUAUCGAUCCGUUUAGACGAUGAUUUCGAACACCUCAUUUUAUUGCUACUUUAAUGUUCUAGCUUGAGUUCUUGGAUCUUUUUAUGCUAUGUUUUCAAUUUCCUAAUAUGUUA